CUACUGCAGAAAAAGACUUCGGAAGAGCGAGCAGUGGAGGCGGAUGGGCCGAGAGGAGAAAGAGUUACCUGCUUAACCACAGACUGAACUGGCAAGGGGGUCGUCUUGUCCAUCUCAAAAGUUUUACUUCCUUCCAGGGGAGAGGGGGUGUUGACAACUCACACGGGACCCCCCUUCCUCCCUGCAGAGAAGGAACCUAUCACGUUACCUGCUUAAGCACAAACUGGACUGGCACAAACUGAACUGGCAAGGGGGUCGUCUUGCCCAUCUCAAAAGUUUGACUUCCUUCCAGGGGAGAGGGGUUCUUGACAACUCACACGGGACCCCCUUCCUCCCUGCAGAGAAGGAACCUAUCACAGAGAGACUCUGAUACACCAGUCUGAGCUCAUUUCCAUUGAAACAGAAAAAUACAGAGACGUUGUCCUGGACCAAUUGAGAGGAGAAGGCGAUCCGAAUUCUGAAGAGACAAUGGCAUGCUCUGACCCAUAGGGUCACGAAGAGUCAGACACGACUAAACAUCUAAACAACAACAAAUGUAGACAACGUUAAAAUUUAUAUAAUGUGCUUCUGCUAGUGUGAACACUGAGUUUACAAUAAUGAACUCAACAGAAGAGAAACCAUCUAAAGCUAUGGAGUGCAAAAAGAGCUUAAACUGGAGCAAAACUCUUAGGAAACAUCAACAAACUCCCAAGGGACAGAAACCAGUUAAAUGUAUGGAGUGUAGAAAGAGCUUCAGUCACCGUGGAGCACUUAGAACCCAUCAAAGAAUACACACUGGGGAGAAACCAUUUAAAUGUAUUGAGUGUGGAAAGAGCUUCCGUCAAAGUGGAGACCUUAGACUGCACCAAAGAACUCACACUGGGGAGAAACCAUAUAAAUGUGUAGAUUGUGGAAGGAGCUUCAGUCAAAGUGGAACUUAUAGAACACAUAAAAAAACUCACACAGGGGAGAAACCAUUUAAAUGUAUGGAAUGUGGAAAGAGCUUUGGUCGUAGGGAUACCCUUACAAUACAUCAGCGAACUCACACAGGGAAGAAACCAUUUAAAUGUAUGGAAUGUGGAAAGAGCUUCAGUCAAAGUGGAAACCUUAGAUCACAUCAGAAAACUCACACGGAUAAUACAUUUAAAUGUAUGGAAUGUGGAAAGAGCUUCAAUCAAAGUGGAAGCCUUAGAUUACAUCAGAAAACUCACACAGGGGAGAACCCAUAUAACUGUAUAGAGUGUGGAAAGAGCUUCAGUCAAAGUGGAAAUUAUAGAACACACCAAAGAACUCACACAGGGGAGAAACCAUUUAAAUGUAUAGAGUGUGGAAAGAGCUUUAGUCAUAGUGGAACCCUUAGAAUACAUCAACGAAUUCACACAGGGGAUAAACCAUUUAAAUGCAUGGAAUGUGGAAAGAGCUUCACUUCAGCCAAAAACCUUAGACUGCACAAAAUAACUCACACAGGGGAGAACCCAUAUAACUGUAUAGAGUGUGGAAAGAGCUUCAGUCAAAGUGGAAAUUAUAGAAGUCACCAAAGAACUCACACAGGGGAGAAACCAUUUAAAUGUACAGAGUGUGGAAAGACCUUCAGGAAUAGUGGAAACCUUAGACUGCACCAAAGAACGCACACAGGGGAGAACCCAUAUAACUGUAUAGAGUGUGGAAAGAGCUUCAGUCAAAGUGGAAAUUAUAAAAGACACCUAAGAACUCACACAGGGGAGAAACCAUUUAAAUGUAUGGAGUGUGGAAAGAGCUUUACUCGUAGUGGAAACCUUACAUUACAUCAGCAAACUCACACAGGAAAGAAACCAUUUAAAUGCUUGGAGUGUGGAAAGAGCUUCAGUCAAAGUGGAGCCCUUGGAAGCCAUCUACGGACUCACACAAAGGGGAAACCAUUUAAAUGUAUGGAGUGUGGAAAGCGCUUCCUUCAAAGUGUACACCUUAAGAAUCACCAGCGAACUCACACCAGAGAAUAACCAUUUAAAUGUAUGGAGUGUGGAAAGAGCCUCGGUCAAAGUGGACAUUUUAAAGACACCAGAGAACAUUCGCAGCAGGAAAAAAAGCAUUUAUAUGUGAGGAUUGUGUGUGCGAACAGCUUACUGAUAGUGGAGCACAUAGAAAACAUCAAUAGACAUGCAACGGCGAGAAAUCAUUUAAAUAUAUGGAGUAUGGAAAGAGCUUCCAUCAGAGUGAAAACCUUGCAAAACAAUAGUGAAUUUGCAUGGGAAGAAACCAUUUAAAUGCAUGGAGUGUGGAAGGAGCUUCAGUUUGACUGCAGAUCUUAAUAUACAUCAACCGUUAGAUGCAUAGAGUAUAUGUGAAGUUCUGGUGUCUACAUGUAAAUUUGUACCCAUGUACAGUGGUACCUUGCAAGACGAAUGCCCUGCAAGAGGAAUUUUUCGCAAGACGAAUUCGUUUUGCGUGGAAUUCGUCUUGCGAAUCGCAGUUUCCCAUAGGAAUGCAUUGAAAUUUAAUUAAGGCGUUCCUAUGGGCAAAAAAUUUUUUUUGAUGCAUUCCUAUGGGAAACUGCGAUUUGCAAGAUUAAUUUUUCGCAAAACGAAUUGACUCGCGGAAUGAAUUAAAUUCGUCUUGCGAGGUACCACUGUAUUCAAGUAAUGAAGGUGAUGUCUCACAAUAGUAAAUGCAAUAUAAAAUGUCAUGAACUGUAAAUCUGCAAUCCUGGUGGUGAAUGUUCAUGCUCUUUGAGUCGACUGAAGAUCGGUCUUUGGUAGAGAGAGUUGAAAAUGUUGGUGUUUUGGGGGUGCUAAUAGAGCUUUGAGGAAAACAGAGGGUUAAUGUUGUGAUGCUUUGUUAGCAGGGUUAGUUAAAUUGGUAGUACAGGAACAGGAGUAUAACACCCAUGCUUGUAAUUACACUAAAUGAACAAUGAAGACACAUAAAGAGUGAGGCCAUCUUCUUAUGUGCAUAAAGCCCUUCUGUAGUUUUUAUAAUUGAUAAACUAAUUGUGUUACAACACUUCCUCAUCCUUGGUUCUCUGAAGGGCGCAAUUUUCAGAUAAAACAUUAUUUCCAGUGGCAGCAGGAAAAGAGGAAUGAAGAAAGCAAGGGUUCCUGGGGUGUCCAGAGGGGGUGUGAAAGAGACCCCCCAUGCCCACUCCUCUAGAUGGAGAAAAAGCAACCAUGGGGAGAGAAGGUGGUAGAGAGAAACAUGGCCUAUGGUGGGUGAUUCUGUUUUGGGUGCUGUCAAUAACUUCUCCAGAGGCGCUCCGAGGCAUCCUUUGCUACUCUCUCCUUCCCAAGAGCCUGUGGCUUCUCCAAGUGCUCCUAGAGAAGGAUCCAUUAAAACGGCUUGGAGGGAAAGAUUGUUCAAUUUUAUUACUAUUAUUAUUAUUAUUAUUAUUAUUAUUUUAUUUCAAACAACCGCCAACAUACAAAACAUACUACAAAUACUAACAUACCAACAUACAAACCUACAAUACACUUACAAAACAAAACACAAACACAGAGGCGUCUUAGCCAUAGAGGCUACAGUCACCACGGCCUGGAGGGCGCUUUGGAGGGCGCCUCUGCCCUGCCGAGCCGUGCCCAGAGUCUCCUCCUGCAGCACCGCUCUCGCCCGCCUCUUCUCGGACUGCGGGCAAGCCGGCCGCGAGCCUCCCAUUGGCGCGGCAACCAAGGCUCCCUGGGCGGCAGCACCGCGCAGCUGCUUCGGCUGAGCAGGCAGAGGCGGAGGCGAGGUGGCAGCGCCCCUGCCUCCCUUUCUGCCGCUGCUGUUGCCGCCUCCGGCUUAGUGAUCUUUGGGGGGGUGGAGGAGCCGCACGGUGGCCCCGUUUGUG
Messenger RNA from Zootoca vivipara (common lizard), 3778 nucleotides. RefSeq lists its product as uncharacterized. Lineage: Eukaryota; Metazoa; Chordata; Lepidosauria; Squamata; Lacertidae. Gene Ontology annotation, cellular component: nucleoplasm. The record is from RefSeq and is a predicted model, not a curated record. Gene Ontology annotation, biological process: regulation of immune system process; negative regulation of transcription by RNA polymerase II; regulation of cytokine production. Gene Ontology annotation, molecular function: RNA polymerase II cis-regulatory region sequence-specific DNA binding; DNA-binding transcription repressor activity, RNA polymerase II-specific.